This is a messenger RNA of Gracilinanus agilis (Agile Gracile Mouse Opossum), 2850 nucleotides long. RefSeq names its product chromosome 2 C2orf78 homolog (gene C2H2orf78). Bases 1 to 2850 code for a protein of 949 amino acids. The record is from RefSeq and is a predicted model, not a curated record. NCBI's taxonomy places the organism in Eukaryota, Metazoa, Chordata, Mammalia, Didelphimorphia, Didelphidae. The transcript is spliced from 3 exons.
AUGGAGCUGCCUGUAAAUAAACUUGGACCAUCGCAAGUGACCAGUCACAUUCAUACUGGACACAUGCUCUCUCUGACUUCAGUCACCUGGACAACUACGGGAGUCAUUUCUUCAUACCAAGUGACCUUUGUUGAUGUUUUCUCUUCUAUAAUCAUGGCAGAAAACUUCCAAAACCCAUCCAUGCUUGGGACCCCCAAUCCUCUGCACCUCUCCUUCCCAGUGGUGAACAGCAGCACCUCCUUGACUGGCAACCUCUGCAACUUCUCCAGGGUGUCUACCCCAGCCAUUGGCUCGGCAUGGCUUCUGCCCUCAGCCUCCGGCAUGCCUUUCUCCCCACUCAUGGGCAGCACCUACCUCUACCAGCACUCCAGCACCACCAUCUUGUCUGGAGUCCCCGGGCAGGGCCAGCUUUCCACUCCAGCAACUUCCUCCUACCCAGGCAUCUAUGAGUGGGACAUGUCUGGGAGCAGCGGGGAGAAGCCAUCCCUCGGAGACUUCACUGUGACAGUCAUUGGCCAGGACACGCCAACCUCCUCAAUGCCAGCACCGACCCAGUAUGAGAAAGCUGCGGAUGCCAACACCGUGGUGCCUCUCUACCCACAGCUGUCGGCCAGCCUUGUGCAGCAAGGGGCUUCCCCACAGAUGCCGAGUCAGGGGCCCAACAAUGUGUCUGUCCCUUACCAGAAUGGAAACCAGGUUUAUUACUACAAUCAAGGAACCCUGGGGCCCCUCCUAGCGGGUGAGCUCAGCCCCUGUGUGCAGUCCUAUGGCUCUGUGUCUUACAAGGGAGGUAGGACCCCUUCCGUGCCAGUGGCAUCUCAGCCAGAGAUGGUGAUGGUGCUCAAGGAGGUCCAGCCCCCGGGCUCUCGACCACCCGUCUCAACUUCAGGCCUGUACUACCCCGUCCGUGCCCAGCCAGUCAAAGAUUCAGGCUUCCAAGUGAUGGAGACUUCUCUUGGGCUGCAGCCUACUGCUCGAACAUUCUCUUUGCCACAAACGCUGGAGCUCUCCAAGUCCUGGGGUGGCAAUGGAAGCAACCUCCAGAUGCUUGAGGGCACUCCACCGGCAGAGGUUGCCGGGGACAGCUCACUGGCUACCCCGGCACAGAAUUCAGGCAACCUCCUUGCUCUGCCUCCCGCUCCCAACAUUGAGCACAAAGAAAAGAAGACUGUGACGUGUCUCGAGAAGGAGAAAUGGAAAGUGGAGGGGAUAAAGACCAAGUUCUCGCAGACCCUGGAUACCUGCCAGGUCCCUCUGGAAAUCCAGGACCCCCCACUCCUUCCCUUGGAAAUCCCUGACAUUAACCAGCUCCUGGCCUGCAUCGACCCACUCUGCCCCGAUGCUCUGAAGGAAGGGACCAGUCCGAGGGAAUCCCAUCUGGCGAAGAACGGCCUGAGCCUUGGCGACCAAGAAGUGUUAGAGAAUGGGAUGGAGCCCAUUCCCAGUCUUACCGACAUCAACAAAUUGGUGGAAGACUUCCGCCUUCCCCGUCUCCUCUCUCCCUUGAAGGAGGUCGAGCAGCCCAAGGGGCUCAGGGUCACCAAACCCAAAGUGGUCAAAACGGCCAAAGUGGUCCGGAUGCAGGGAAAGCCGUGCCCGGGGAAGGAGCCCUCGGACCCGGCCAAGAAGACCAAGCGUAAGAUCCCCGAACUGAUGGCCACGAUGCCGGCGGCCAAGGCCUUGCCGAGAAACCCCGACUGCCUGCUCGCGGGGGACAUGGCGGCCGUCUCUGGCGCCGUGGCCAGCGAGCUGUCUCCCUUGGAUAUGGCAAAGUCGGCCGGCAGCAAGCCCCGCAAGGCCCCGAGCAGCCGAGCCAGCAAGACCAAAGGCUCUGGCCAGGAGAAAAUGGAGGGAACUGGAGACACCGGUUAUGAGAAAGUGGAAGGCAACGAGCCGCCCGGGGGCCGCGCCAAGCCCGAGGAGAAGCCGGCCCUCCCCAAGAUGAAGCGCAAGAAGAACCACCCGGAGCUCAGCCAGGAGGCCUUCAAGAAGCCCCGGAGCUUCCUGGGCAUGCACAUGCUGGAGUCGGUCCAGGUGUUCCACGCCCUGGGAAAGAAGAACGACAAGAUGAGCGGCCCAGUCCAAGUCCCCCAGCCAACUCCAGGGAUCAAACAGUGGUUGGAAACGCCAGCCGAAGGCCAAGGCCCCAUGAAGACCCAGGCUGGGCUCCUGGCCGCCGCCAAGGCCAAAGUCCGGAAGCCGGACGGCAGCGUGGAGAACCAGUGCCCGUCUCCAUCGCACACCAAGCCGCCGCCGCCAGGGAAGGUCAAGCUGGUGCCGCUGCCCUUUCCCACCUUAGACAGGCCUUUGACUCGGCCCAUUCCUCGGAAGCCCCAGCCCUUGGCGCCCCACCGGCUUUCCACCGCCAAUCCUGCCCGCCUGGGCAACCCGGCUCAGCCCGGCCCCUCCAACCCCGCCAGGCCCGUGUCGGCCGUGCCCCCUCAGGCGGCGCCUCCUCGGCCCAUGCUGCUGAAAUCGGCCCCCUGCCCUUCUCCCCAGAUGCAGCCGUGCCUCCCGAGCCACCUGGUGCUGUCCAUCUCCCCCGAGGCGGCCGCGGCCAGCUCGGCCAAGCAGGCCGUGGUGGUCAUGACCCAGCCGCAGCCCCAGGCCCAGUUCCAGCCUCAGGAUUUCUGCUUCCAGCCCAUCCCCUGGAGGAAGCCCAACGUCCCCGAGCCCGUGAUGUCCAAGCCCAUCACCAAGGAGCAGAGGCCCGAGCGGGAGGCCAUGAAGAGGCAGGCCCAGCGGGAGCGAGAGAAUGCCGCCAAGUACACGUCCCUGGGCAAGCUGCAGUUUUUCAUUGAGCGGGAAAAGGACUUGGAAAUUGCAAGGCGCUAUGGAUACAUGAUCUGA